AUAUUUUAAUUUUAAUUGUUUGAACUGCUAGAAUGAAUUCUUAAUGUGUACUAUGUUUAUGUUAACCUCAAAAUUUAUUGAUGUUCUAUAAUAUUUUUAAUUUUAAUUGAUCAUAAGAAACACAGACUGUGAAAAGAUUUAGUAUUUAAAUAUAUUUCUGGCUGCUUGAUUAUGAAUCCUGAUAUUGAGCAAAAGAUUUUCAAAUUUGAAACAUUCGUCAAUGAUGUAUUGAAAGAGGAUCUUGCUCAAUUAGAACAGAAACUUGAUGUUAAAAAUGCAGAUGUUGCCGAAUUUCUUCAAUUAAAAUCUAUGAUAACUACCAUUCAAAAUAAUAAUCUUGAUAAAAGUGGAUUUAAAACUCAAGUAGAUAUUGGGCAAAAUUUCUUUAUCGAAGCACACAUUCCUGAUGCUUCUACAAUUCUAUUGGAUAUUGGUUUGGGACAUUAUAUGGAAUUUUCAUUAAAUGAUGCUCUGGCUGUUAUCAAUGUCAGAAUUAAACUUUUAGAACAACAGAUUGCACAUUAUCGUAAAGAGAUAGCUAAUAUAAAUGCUCAUAUCAAACUAAUUCUCCUAGGCAUUAGGGAAUUACAAGGAUUUAGAGACUGAAUAUUAAGUAUAUUUUAUCUUAUAUAAUUCUAUGUAAUUUUUCAUGUAUACAUAUUUAUAUCUUAUUAUAACUUUUGUACAUAAUAGAGAAUUAAAUAAAUAUUAAAUGAAUAAAAUUUUGAAUAA
Apis florea (little honeybee) is the source of this 732-nucleotide messenger RNA. It is a transcript of the gene Uxt, whose product is annotated as Uxt prefoldin-like subunit. Gene Ontology annotation, cellular component: mediator complex. Gene Ontology annotation, molecular function: transcription corepressor activity. NCBI's taxonomy places the organism in Eukaryota, Metazoa, Arthropoda, Insecta, Hymenoptera, Apidae. Gene Ontology annotation, biological process: positive regulation of transcription by RNA polymerase II; negative regulation of transcription by RNA polymerase II. The record is from RefSeq and is a predicted model, not a curated record.